UGCAACCACCCGUUCCCAACAUACCGACGACGACUCGGAACGUCAGCAUCGACAUCUCACCAUCGCAGCCGCGACCACUUACUGUGACUACGCUACGGCGAACGCGUCAGCUGAUUUACGCCAUGCCUACCCCGAGCAAGUCCUCGUCCGCUUCGGCCAAGGAGAAGGACCGUCGAAAGUCCUCGGGCAAGAGUACCGCGAUAGUCACCCUGCGCGUGGCCUCCGAUAGGCUUCGCCAGGUUCUCGACCCGUCGUCGCUGAAGGAGGACUCUCCCGUCAAGGAGUCCCCCGCCAAUUCGACCCUGCUCCCCAUCGACCAACCCCCGGCAGCACCCUCUACCGGCGACAAUGCUUCCGAGUCUACCCCGGGCACUCCUGGCCCCUCGGGAACGCCGUCGCAAGCCGCCAUGGGGCCGCCGACGGAGGCGCCCAAGAAGAAGGGCGUUAAGAGGAGCGCUGCCGCGGCAAACGGCGGCGACCCGACGGCGAAAGUGAGAGGCAAGCCUGGCCCCAAGAAGAAGCCCCGACUGGAGGACGGCUCCAUCGAUCCCAACGGACGGGCCGGAGGGGGCGCCUAUCACAAGCUCGGACCGAAGGCUAACCAGGGCGCUAUCAAUGCCGGACUUCGCGCGCUCGACCGAUCGGGCGCUCCCUGCCGGAGGUGGAACAAGGGAGGCUUCAGAGUCAAAAGCUUUACCGGCGUGGUCUGGGAGAUUCCCCGCUGGACCGCACCCCCGAAGACCAAACCCGAGGUGACUCCGGACGAGUCGGCCGCGUCCGCCGAGAGCAGCAAUAAGGAGAACAAGGAGGGCAGCCAGAUGAAAAGCGAGCAUAGUAACAGCCACGCCGACGGUGAGCAGCCGAGCGUGGCCCCGAGCGUUAACGCCAGCUCGCCAGCACCUCCGGCGGCCGUCGCCGUCGCGGUAUCAUGAAAAACUGCCUGCGGAGCGCUCCCGCUACCAUUCUUUUUCGUCGCGACCCCUCUACCCUGUAGGGUGGUCCCGUGUGUUUACUAUGGGUCCUUCUGUGCUAGGUCAAGAGGGAGAGAAAGAUACAGGAGGGUGUUUGUAUGUGUGAGGAAGGCUAAAAAAGCAUGGCGUUGUGGACUUUGUGACUUGGGCC
Messenger RNA from Durotheca rogersii, 1122 nucleotides. Its product is annotated as DUF1711-domain-containing protein. The record is from RefSeq and is a predicted model, not a curated record. The transcript has 2 exons. NCBI's taxonomy places the organism in Eukaryota, Fungi, Ascomycota, Sordariomycetes, Xylariales, Xylariaceae. The coding region runs from base 123 to 932 and encodes 269 amino acids. Gene Ontology annotation, biological process: chromatin remodeling. Gene Ontology annotation, cellular component: Ino80 complex.